This is a messenger RNA of Exophiala oligosperma, 2181 nucleotides long. RefSeq lists its product as uncharacterized. The coding region runs from base 402 to 2063 and encodes 553 amino acids. NCBI's taxonomy places the organism in Eukaryota, Fungi, Ascomycota, Eurotiomycetes, Chaetothyriales, Herpotrichiellaceae. The transcript has a single exon. Gene Ontology annotation, biological process: transmembrane transport. Gene Ontology annotation, molecular function: transmembrane transporter activity. The record is from RefSeq and is a predicted model, not a curated record.
CGAAGGGUUCCCAAAUACUCAAAAAUCCACUCCUUAUCACACACACACACACAUCAUUCUUUCCAAUAUCGCAUUGAUGCAAUCUCCAGUGGCACUAUCCGGAAUGCGUCUUUGUCUCACACAGGUACUUCUUCCGCUUUCUCCGCUCAAGUUUUUGCUACGACCGAGUCCGUCCCUGGCGGUUAUGGAGUUACCUUUUCUAGGAAUCUUGCCGUUUGCUUUCGUAAUGCAUCAAUUUUGCCAAUCUUGAACGAGCCUUCCAUAUGUUUUUGCCAGUUUUUUCUUUGCUACCAUGUAUAUCGAUCCCAAGAUUAUAAAGCCUCCAGCAGUAACCGCCUCAUGUCCUCGGCUCACAGUCUUGUACCAGCCUCUACCUCCAUAAACAUCCUUCAAACCUCACGAUGGAGACUUACCUGCAAUAUCGUCGAAUAGGACGCACGAUCGAGAAGCAACUCGAGUCUCCCGAUGUCGAGUCUGCACGCCAACUACCAUGCUUAUCCCGCCAAAAGACCAAGGUUGUCAACGGAAGGUCAAUACUGAUCGUUGAAUGGGACGGACCUGACGACCCCUUGAAUCCCCGAAAUUGGUCUCGUUUUCGACGGGUUUAUGCGACACUUAUCAUAUCUGCCAUCGCAUUCAUGGUCGGAGCGGCGGCGCCAAUCGAUGCAGCCGUUCUACCUCAAGCUGCGAAAGACCUUGGUGUCAGCGAGGUAACAGAAACACUCGCGGUCGGCGUCUUUUUGAUUGGGUUCGGUGCCGGGGCACUCAUUUGCGGUCCGUUCUCUGAAGUGUUGGGCAGAAGUGGCACAUACAUCGUCUCCCUCAUUUUCAUGUGCAUCUGGCUGAUGGCCUCCGCACUGGCUCCCAACCUCGGCGCUCAAAUCGUCUUCCGAUUUCUGGCUGGCUUUAGCGGUGCAUCACCCCUCGUCUGCGCGGGAGGAUCAGUGUCGGAUAUGUUCACGCCCCUCGAGAAGACGUACAUGUUUCCGAUAUUCGCCCUCGGAGGAUUUCUCGGGCCACCACUUGGUCCUGUGAUGGGCGCCUGGGUACCUCAGUCUCCUUAUCUGCAUACAUGGAGAUGGACAGAGUGGAUCGCGCUGCUCACAGCCGCAGUCGUGCUCUUUUUAGCCUUUUUCUUCCAGCCAGAGACUUUUCCACCGCUUUUGCUGAGUUGGAAGGCCAGGCAUCUACGCAGGAUCACUGGCGACAAACGCUACUACGCUGCACACGAGAUCGAGCGCAUACCAAUUGUGACGCGGCUCAGGGUUGCCCUACCGAGGCCAUUUGUCAUGGCUGUCACCGAACCAGUGAUCUUCUUGAUCACUUUGUAUAUGUCGGUCUUGUACAUCAUUCUCUUCACAUUCUUCGAUGGAUACGACUUCAUCUUUCGCGAGACGUACGGUGUGUCUCAAGGUAUUUCAAACACGAUAUUCAUAGGAAUUGCCAUUGGCGUAUGCUUCGGUGGAGCCUGGCUGCCUUGGAUGUACAAGAUGACUGUACAGGCCCAGAAAAAGGCAGAAGCACACGGCAAAGCGCAAUUCGAUCCCGAGAUCAGGCUAUGGUUCGCCAUGCUGGGUGGUGCCCCAGCAAUACCAGUCUCACUAUUGUGGAUGGGCUGGACAGCAUACCCCAGCGUCUCGAUCUGGUCACCAAUUAUCGCUUCGGUCCUUUUCGGCUAUGGCACAAUCAUGAUCUUCAUCAGCUCUUAUAUGUACAUCAUCGACAGUUACGAGAUGUAUGCUGCAAGUGCGCUGACAUUCGCCACGUUAGCUCGAUAUAUCAUUGCAGGGGGGAUGACGGUCGUCGGCAUCCCCUUCUACAAGAAUAUGGGCGUGCAUUGGACUUUGACCAUCUUGGCGGCCCUGAGUGCCUUACUUGCUCCACUGCCAUACGUGUUUUACAAGUAUGGGUACAUAAUCCGGAGAAAGAGUCGAUUUGCAGUAAGUCGGGCAGCGGAGGACGAGGUCGUGCCUGUUCAAAACGAGUCAUCUGGUUCGUCGUCUAUGUCCGUCCCGCUGGAAAUGGACAAGGAGCGUUCAGAUGAUCCAGCGCCGGCGGCAUAAUCCGUGAUGCCGGUUCUGAAGGUCGCCUGUUGACAAUAGACCCUCAUGUAUUUAGCAAGCGUAAGCGAAAGUUCUUAUCAAUCAAUAUUUCUUGAGCCAUCAGCGCGCUGUAAUCUCU